AUGGCGGAUAGGAAGUUGCCAGUCUCAGGUCCUAACAGCAAAAAGAUUAAGAUUGAAGUCCAAGGGGAUAGAUCUGAAACCUCGGGCAACUGCUUUUCACCAAGUGGUUUCCAGUCCUUCACAUAUGCAGAUUUAUUGUAUUAUGUAAGCAUUGAUAAGGAGGGCAAGAUUUUCAACUAUUCAGAUUUGCUGAAGGGAGGUGCAGACAACGAAUACUGCACUGUUUGUAAAGUACCCGGGCAUGGUACUAAUGUGUGUCUCAGACCCUACAUAAAAGAUUGGCCAGGGUUCCCUAUUAAUGGCAUUGCAAUUCUUCAGCGUCCAAUUUGGAUGCCACCACUUUACCGUCCACAGGUAGCAACUCUUCGGGACUACUGUGCAACUGUUAGACGCCAGCGUCGGGCAACCAUUAGACGCCAACAUAUGCAAAUGCGUAGACGCUUGCACAUGCCAGUUCAUGUCCAUUCACUUCAGCGACCAUUCAUUGUCCCAGCACCUUCAAUUUAUCGAGUCAGGACUGUGGGCCGUAGGGAUCAACCACACUGCAGCCUGUGUGGUGCAAUAGGGCACGACAUUUGCACUUGCAGCAAGCUGGCUUGA
Messenger RNA from Fragaria vesca subsp. vesca, 600 nucleotides. RefSeq lists its product as uncharacterized. NCBI's taxonomy places the organism in Eukaryota, Viridiplantae, Streptophyta, Magnoliopsida, Rosales, Rosaceae. The record is from RefSeq and is a predicted model, not a curated record. Bases 1 to 600 code for a protein of 199 amino acids. The transcript is spliced from 4 exons.